UGCAGAAAUUACAGGUAUAGCAGUGGAGGUCUCAUCACCUUUCUCUCCUCAUGUCGCUAAUUUAGUCUCUAUUCCACUCAUAUUGUAUUCAUUUGCCUCUUGUUUUAGAUUGGAGUCAUAACACACAAUGGAUCCCAUUCUCACCUCUUUCUCUUUCAAGAUUUUCUGGUUCAUUAACAGCUGCUUUUGCAACAUUUUACAGCUGAAAAUCAGAGCGAGAACAGGAGCUAAAUUUGAUUCUUUCUUUCCUUCUCUGUCUCUCUUUCUCUUUCUCUCUCUCUCUCUCUCGCUCCAGCUCCACGCGCACAGUCGCGUGCCUGCUUGUCUGUGCGCCUCAGUCACUCUCAGCAGCUUGUGCAGUGAUAAGCAACUUACACAUUGUAGGAAAGAGACAGAGUGCCUGUAUAUGCGUGUAUGUGUGUGUGUGUGUGUGUGUGUGUGUGUGUGUGUGUCUAUGUGUGUGAGGGAGAUAGAGAGAGAGGCGCACAUCAAGAUGUCUUUGUGGAUUAUUGGAUGGACCUGGUUGUCCAUUACGCAGAAGGAGUCUAAUCUUCUCACAGGAAUAGCGAUGGAUUGGGCAAACGGAUGUUAAAAACUGACCUCUCAACAGCGUAGAUAGAGAGGUAAACUGGGAGAAAAUAUGGACGCAGAGAGUCUUAUUCAACACGUUGAACGAGACAUGGAGGCCACUUCAUUGCCCUUAUCUGUGACCGCCGACUGGCUGGAGGACGGAAACGAGACGACUGGGAAUCAGUUCCAGCAGCCCGACUGGCAGGUGGCUCUGUGGGCUAUAGCGUACUCCCUCAUCAUCCUGGUGUCCAUCACUGGGAAUGUCACAGUGAUCUGGAUUAUCCUCGCUCACAGACGCAUGAGGACUGUAACCAACUACUUCAUUGUCAACCUGGCCUUCUCUGACGUUUCCAUGGCAACAUUCAACACUCUUUUCAACUUUGUGUAUGCGCUUCACAACGACUGGUACUUUGGCCUGGGCUACUGCCGAUUUCAGAACUUCUUCCCCAUCACCGCAAUGUUUUCAUCGAUAUACUCGAUGGCUGCCAUCGCAGUGGACAGGUACAUGGCCAUCAUCCACCCUCUGAAGCCCCGCCUGUCCUCCACCUCUACAAAGGUUGUGAUUGCUGUGAUUUGGAUUGUAGCCAUUUCAUUGGCUUUCCCUCAGUGCUACUACAGCGUGACAAGAUUUUAUUACCCCAGAACUGUGUGCAUGGUCGACUGGCCUGAUGAUUAUGGAGGAAAACAUCAACUAAGUUACCAGUUUGCGGUGAUAUUGCUGAUCUACUUGCUCCCUCUGCUGGUGAUGCUGGUGACCUACAGUCUGGUCGGACAGUCGCUGUGGGGUGGACAUAUCCCCGGAGAGGCGACAGACCAUUACCACAGCCAGAUAACAGCCAAGAGAAAGGUAGUGAAGAUGAUGGUUGUCGUGGUGGUGACCUUUGCCCUCUGCUGGCUGCCCUACCACAUCUACUUCAUAUUGGGAUCGUUUAACAGAGACAUUUAUAAACAACAUUACAUCCAGCAGGUGUACCUGGCCAUAUUCUGGUUGGCGAUGAGUUCGACCAUGUACAAUCCCAUCAUCUACUGCUGUCUAAACCAAAGGUUUCGUGCUGGUUUCCGUCAUGCAUUUGCUUGGUGUCCCUUCGUCAAAGUGUCAGAGGAGGACAAGAUGGAAUUGCAGCACACACACACCUUCAGAGUCACCAUGACACGCAGUCACCGCAACGACAUCUCAUACGGACACACCUCAAUCAAAACAAACAACACCUAUGACUCAAACUUGAGAAACACAGAGCAAGACACUUGCAUGCAGCUUAAAGACCCCAUGUCGUCAAAAACACACAAUGCACAUAACGCACAUGUGGUGAGGAGGCCGGAUGAUACAAAAUCACCAGCUGCCAAACUUAUGGAGCACAACUACUGACAACUUAAACAACUCAUGAUGAGCAUGCUCUCUAUGGGAAGGAAACAGGGUUCUUCUAUAGCUAAAACAGAUGGCGACAAAGAUAAACGAGAGGCUGCCAACAGCCAAUCCGAGCUGAUCAAACCUUCAUCCAUGUGGAAAGGAAAUGUUGAUUAGACCUGACUUGGGACCUGGAACCUUCUGUGUUACAGCGGUAUAUGAAUGAAUGUGACUAUAAAGCUGAUGGAUGUUUUGCUGUCAAUACCAAAGUGGUCAAAGUGAACACGUGAAAAUACAGUUCUAAAUGGGAGAAAAUAUAUCUGCACACCAAACAAUAAGAGUGACUUACUCUGACAUCCAUAUUAGCAUUUACUGCUAGUGGGAAAGUCUGAAGAUAAAUCUUUCCAUCUUUCAUUUCUUUUACUUGAUCUCAUUCUCCUUCCCCUAUUCUCCAUCUUGUAAAUCCUUUCUUUGUAGUUUAAGUGUGGAGUUUUUGUCUGUGGUUACUGGUUUUUUAGUGCGUACAAUGGAUGAACAGUCCAGUGGCAUCAGCAUUAAGCCUUAAUGUUGUUAAUGUGUAUGUUUUGGGGUUUUUCUUUUUUUUUUUUUGUCUGCCACAGGACACAGCACUUCAAAGGGGCAUUUUCAUUUUUCUAUUUUAAUUGUUCUAUUUCAUUCAUUUUCUUCUCCAAUCAUCAUACACAAUGUGAUGUUUAAAGUCAAUCUGUGGUUACUCAGAUUAUUCAAAAAAGUUUUUUAAACCUUGCCAUCAUUCAGAAUUAGCACCAAAGUGCAGGUUAGCCCCUGUAGUUAGACUGAGAUUGGUCAUUUUGAUGACUUUAUAACAAAUGCCAUGCUACAGAAAGCAGGAAGUGACACAUACACUAUGACUUGGUAACUCUAGGUGUAGCAGCAGGACCAACCUCAACAUGUUCUAACCAUAAGAAAGAACAAUUUGUGUGAAAGUGGAAGCAGUGAAGGAAGCACCUCCUGUUUCUAACAUAAAUACACCAUUAAAACUGAGUUUAAUUUAGUCAGAAGUUACCUUAUUUCACACAACUAGCUGAAUCGUUCCAACAUGAAUUAUAUUGUCAGCAUAUAUCUAUUACUGUACAGUAUGCUUUUCUUUGAAAUGUCAGUCACACAGUGUGCAGUCAUGUAGUAGGUUGCUCAUAUAUUGUGAUCUCACUGGUUCAUACUGUAAUAUUUUUCAUGGUCAGUGUGUACAGUGGAGUCCAGAUUAAAAUCUAAAAAAAAAUUAAAAAGUGCUGCUACUUAGAAGACUCUGAUGUGAAAUGUAACUUUGACAUCUAUUGAGUAGAUUCAUGUAAGAUAUACUCAUGAAGUCCGAAUGUAAAUAGGCAACUUGUGUGAUGGUUGCACAUUUACAGUCAAGUCAUGAUGCUGUAAGUAAUGUCGCCUGUCAGCGUAAACAUUUCAGAAUGUAGUCAAAACCUUUGAUUCGUUGUAACAACUUUUUCACUUUUAAAAUACACACAGUGACGGUGUGAAACAUCUGUAUUUGUUAAAAUUAGGUAAUAUGCUUAAUAAAUGUGAACAGUAACACAAUUGCAGUGCAGUAAAUACCCACCCAUUGAGGUUUUUCUUCAUGUAUGACU
This is a messenger RNA of Seriola aureovittata, 3534 nucleotides long. It is a transcript of the gene tacr2, whose product is annotated as tachykinin receptor 2. The coding region runs from base 641 to 1936 and encodes 431 amino acids. Gene Ontology annotation, biological process: G protein-coupled receptor signaling pathway; positive regulation of flagellated sperm motility. The record is from RefSeq and is a predicted model, not a curated record. The transcript is spliced from 8 exons. Lineage: Eukaryota; Metazoa; Chordata; Actinopteri; Carangiformes; Carangidae. Gene Ontology annotation, molecular function: substance K receptor activity. Gene Ontology annotation, cellular component: sperm midpiece; plasma membrane.